Molecule: messenger RNA, 828 nt
Organism: Condylostylus longicornis
Lineage: Eukaryota; Metazoa; Arthropoda; Insecta; Diptera; Dolichopodidae
Gene: Membrin
Product: probable Golgi SNAP receptor complex member 2
Exons: 3
Coding region: 102-734 (210 amino acids)
Biological process (GO): vesicle-mediated transport; vesicle fusion
Cellular component (GO): late endosome membrane; Golgi apparatus; endoplasmic reticulum membrane
Molecular function (GO): SNARE binding; SNAP receptor activity
Source: RefSeq, a predicted model, not a curated record
UGAUUAAAUACUGGUGUGUGUUUAUAAUGGGUAGCAGUUAAUAUUAGUACUACUUAAAAAUUUUUAAAUAUAUAUAGAACUAUUUAGCGGAAAUUUGACAAAUGGAACAAUUGUAUCAUCAAACAAAUGGAAUUAUUCAAGAGCUUCAACACAGCUUUCAACUGCUGCCAAGCUCGCAAAAGAGCAAUGAAGUUGAGAAUGAAAUUAUACAAAAAAUCAAUACAGUUGAUUCUUAUUGUGUUCAGUUGGAUGCAUUAGUGUUCAAAGUUCCAGCUUCACAAAGAGCACAAGCUAAAAUGAGGGUGGAUCAGUUGAAAUACGAUGUUAGACACUUAACUAAUGCAUUGCAACUUUGGCAAAAAAAAAAACAAAGAAAACAAUUAUCUUUGGAUGAAAGAGAACAAUUAUUAAAUCAUCGGUUCACAGGUCAUUUCGAAACAAAAAUAAUUAUAGAUAAUAGCUUAGAGCACAACAAUUCUUUGGAAAAUGCACAUAAAGGUAUUGAUGAAAUGAUAUUUACGGGAGGAUAUAUAUUAGGAAGUUUAAAAAACCAACGGGGAAAGCUAGGUGACGCAAAAAAUCGGAUAUUGAGCAUAGGAAAUACUUUAAAUCUUUCGAACCAUGUGUUAAGAUUAAUUGAAAAACGUUUUACUGAGGACAAAAAAGUUUUGUUUUGUGGAGUGAUCAUGACCGUUGCGGUAAUGGGCUUAGUAACAUACAUUUUUGUACUUUAAACGGAUAAAAAAUUUAUAAGAGUUUUUUUAAAUAUAAAUCGAAAAAUAGAAAAUUUAAGUUAUUUAAAUUCCAAAUGUUUAUAUACACAAUUAC